Molecule: messenger RNA, 948 nt
Organism: Guillardia theta CCMP2712
Lineage: Eukaryota; Cryptophyceae; Pyrenomonadales; Geminigeraceae
Exons: 2
Biological process (GO): protein deubiquitination
Molecular function (GO): cysteine-type deubiquitinase activity
Source: RefSeq, a predicted model, not a curated record
GGAUUGGUCGGGCUGCAAAAUCUGGGCAACACCUGCUUCCUGAAUGCAUGCAUACAGUGUCUCGCUGCUGUCCCGCCCUUCCGGGACUUCUUCCUCAGCAACCAUCACAUCUUUCGGCUCGACACGGGGAGCAGCAUGCGAGGGACGCUCGCUCUCUCGUUCGGAGAGCUGCUGCACAAGAUCUGGCAGGGCGAACCAUACUCCUCGGUCUCAGCAGCGAUCUUGAAGGACCGGGUUAGCAAGUUCGCCCCUCAGUUCACAGGGUGCAGGCAACAUGACAGUCAGGAAUUUCUUCGCUUCCUCCUCGACGGGCUCCACGAGGAUCUCAAGACAAGCGACAACGAUGAGAUGCGGCAGUUCAUGGAGGUCAGGAUGGCUCAUGACCAAGUCGCCUCCAAGUACAAUGAGUCCAUGCCGGCCAUGGAGAUGUAUUGCCUUGACAACCUGAGCUGCGUGACGGCAGCGUUUGGGGGGCAGCUAGUCAGCCAGAUCGAGUGCAGGACAUGCAGUCAUCAGUCCCGUUGCUACGAUCCCUUUCUGGACAUAUCGCUCCCCAUCCCCUCCCCCAGUCAGUUCAAGGAGGGGCAGGAGCAGGCGCAUCGACCCCGCUGUCACCUUACAGACUGUUUCAACUUGUUCACCGAGAAAGAAGUGCUUGAAGGAGAAAACAUGUACAGCUGCCCUAACUGCAACAGCAGAAGCUGUGCCACCAAGCAACUUAAGUUCGUCUCCCUCCCUCCUAUCCUCGUCUUGCACAUCAAGCGCUUCUCUUACACGGAAGUCUCCCGAGAGAAACUCGUCACAUCGCUUGAGUUCCCGAAGGCAGGGCUCGACUUGUCUCCUUUCGCAGUGGAGACAGGAUCAGGCGAGCGGGAAUACCCUCCUAUCUACGACCUGAAAUCUGUUGCGCUCCAUGUGGGAGGGAUGGCGGGGGGGCACUACCAUGCC